Macrosteles quadrilineatus (aster leafhopper) is the source of this 2158-nucleotide messenger RNA. RefSeq names its product epoxide hydrolase 4-like. NCBI's taxonomy places the organism in Eukaryota, Metazoa, Arthropoda, Insecta, Hemiptera, Cicadellidae. Gene Ontology annotation, molecular function: hydrolase activity. The transcript has 6 exons. The record is from RefSeq and is a predicted model, not a curated record. The coding region runs from base 164 to 1354 and encodes 396 amino acids.
GUCAUGUUAUCAACAAUGGUGAAACAGUGUGUCAUCCAAUGAAACAACUUGGUUGGUUGGUGUGUUUGAAAUGAGGAAUUGUGCGUGUUCUUGCCUGAACAUGGAAAUAAUUCUUGUGUGAUUUUGUUACUCAAAUUGUGUCUCAAAGUGCGGUGUUUCAACCAUGGCUGUAGCAGUAACCAGGGCAGAUAAUAUUGUGUCAAUCUCUUAUUUUGACUUUUUGAAAAUACACUGUUUAUCGUUCUUAUGGGGACUUUGGAUAUUGCUGAAAGAGUUUUUGAGGAAGGUUUUGAGAAAAUCAAAGGACAGUGAACAAACCGACCAGAGGAGGAAACCGCCUGAAUGUCUCAGUGGGGAUUUUGGACAACAUCUUUAUGUGAAAUUACAGUAUACAAAGCUACACUAUGUCGAGUGUGGCUCCAAAGAUAAGCCUGUGGUUUUGCUGCUGCAUGGUUUCCCAGACUGUUGGAUCAGCUGGAGGCAUCAAGUGUCUACACUUUCCAAACAUUUUAGAGUAAUUUCCCUGGAUCUGAAGGGUUUCGGAGACUCAGACAAGCCGUCGAGCCGCAGCAGUUACAGAGUGGGAGUGAUACUGAGCGAGUUACAGGAGUUGAUCCACUCCCUGGGUGUCUCCAGUUGUAACGUGGUUGGUCACGAUCUCGGAGCUCUCAUCGGCUGGUACCUUGUCCAUCUCUGUCCACAGUUUGUUGACAAGUUUGUAGCCAUCUCUUGUCCACAUCCAAACUUCUACUGGACACACCUACCCGAUUCUAACUGGUUCAAUACAAACUGGGUUCACUACAGCCAGUUACCUCACCUCCCUGAAAAGGAUGCUCUGAAGAACGAUCUCAACAUCAUCAACCAGUGUUACCAACAUCUCAAUGUCAAGAGUUUGAAGGAGGUGGCGUUUUUAGAUGCAUACAAGUAUUAUUUUUCUCGGAAGGAGGACUGGACGGGAGCCAUCAACUACUACCGCAACCUCCCGUUCUGUAGAGUCAGCACCACAGAGGACAGUGUAGUCACUGUGCCUAGUCUGCUGAUCCUGGGCAAUCAGGACUCUUCAGUGAGACUAGAGAGUGUCGUCCGCUCCACAGAGUACCUCAGCAAGUAUCAGCUCAAGAUCAUCGACUCCGCCGGACAUUUCCCCCACCAGGAGCGACCUGAAGAGGUCAACAAUCUGCUGCUCUCCUUUCUAGUCACAAAACCAAAUCCAGUAGAAGCAGAGAAAGAAAUCCCAUCUGGUUUAAUCAACAGGAUGUUUGGAGCUGUUUCUUCUACUGUGAAGUUUGGAAACCACGUUCUUCUACGAACAGCUAGUUCAGUCACUCCUAGAGCCUUGAUGACACACUCUUAGCAAAAAUGUGUGCAUCUUGCUUAGUUGGUAGCAAAUUUACACUUUUAUAUUUUAUACAGUUAUUUCUUAAGUCUUGUAAAGAAUUAGAUUUUAAUCGUACAAGAUAAAAGUCUUAGCAAGGCAUCUGUAAAUUCAUAUCGAAAUUGGUGUAUAAAAUUGACUGAUUGUAUAUGUUAUGAUGAAUGCUGAUAUCAUGUUCAGUGUUUUUCACAAGUUUUUUAUUACUCAGUAAAUUAUUUAAAGAUUAUAAUUAUAUGGUUUAUUGUGUAGGAACAAAUUGAGAAACAUAUAAACUUAAAACUUAGUAUAAUAAGAUCAUUUUUAGAUCUUUUCAUGCCAAUAAUUUUGUAACUUUGUGAUAUUUAUUAGUUGAUAUUAGUAUGUUUUGAUUUUACUAUAGGCUAAGUGUAAUUCCUUUUACAUUUUAUUUGUCCAAAAAGGUUUUUAAAUAGGAUUAUUAGGCAUGAUUUUAGCAGAAAUAUCUUUUGCAUUUUGAAUUUUAUUAUUUAUUAAAACAUUUUAGUGUAGUUGUUCUAGCAUAGGUGUGUCUUGUUAAUGUUGUAAAACAUGGUAAACUUUGCAUUAUUAAUUAAAACGCUAGUUGUUGUUAUUGUGUAAAGAUUAAAAUAGACUGAAAAACAUUUGUUUGUUACCUUUAAACAACAAAAUGAUAACGAACGUUUUCUAUGAGGAGUGUGAUACAUAGUAUGAAAUGGUAUAAAACCUUUGAAUAAGCUGGUUGAAUAUUUCUGUUAUAUGUGUUUUGUUACUAUUUACUUUCGUUAAUACAUUUUUACACCCUAA